AUGUAGGGGGCGUGACCAACUAGUGGCGGGAAGUUUCUGCAGGCAGCUUUGUGGGGAUCCCGGAAGUGAGUGUAGUUACUGAGCCCGAUUUGGGGCAGAGUCCUACAGCAGUGUCCCCCGGCCAUGGAGAAUUUCCAGAAGGUGGAGAAGAUCGGGGAGGGCACGUACGGGGUGGUGUACAAGGCUCGGAACAGAGAGACCGGGGAAAUUGUGGCUCUGAAAAAGAUACGCUUGGACACUGAGACAGAAGGAGUUCCAAGCACAGCCAUCCGGGAAAUUUCCCUCCUCAAAGAACUGAACCAUCCCAACAUUGUGAAGCUUCUUGAUGUCAUUCAUACGGAAAACAAGCUCUACCUUGUCUUCGAGUUCCUUAACCAAGAUCUGAAGAAAUUCAUGGACGGUUCAAACAUUUCUGGAAUUUCAUUGGCCCUAGUUAAAGUUGUCACUCUGUGGUACAGAGCACCAGAAAUCCUUCUUGGCUGCAAGUUCUACUCCACGGCUGUAGAUAUCUGGAGCCUGGGAUGUAUUUUUGCUGAAAUGAUCACCAGGAGAGCGCUUUUUCCAGGAGAUUCUGAAAUUGAUCAGCUUUUUCGUAUCUUUCGAACACUGGGGACCCCUGAUGAAGUGUCCUGGCCAGGAGUCACAACUAUGCCAGAUUACAAGUCAACCUUUCCCAAGUGGAUCCGACAGGACUUUAGCAAAGUGGUACCACCUUUGGAUGAGGAUGGUAGAGAUCUUUUAGCUCAAAUGCUUCAGUAUGACUCCAACAAACGGAUUUCUGCUAAAGUAGCGCUGACCCAUCCUUUCUUCCGAGAUGUGAGCAGACCUACUCCACAUCUGAUUUAGACAUACGCGUGGAACUGAAAGUACAAUGGUUUAUAAGAUGACCGAAAAUGAGCAGCGUUUGUGGAAUGACCGAAAAUGAGCAGCGUUUGUGGAAUCUUGCAACCCUCUUCUAAGAAUGACUUUGUAUCCAUCAGAUCCGUUUCACACCAAACACAGAAGCAGCAGCAUUUUAAAGUAAAUUUGUUCCUUUUGCAAAAUAUGUUUUUCAUGCUAUACGCCAACAAAUUUCAAGUUCUCUUGACAUCUAAAGUUUAGGAAUCUGCGAAGAAUAUAAACAGCUAGAAUUUUAAUCUUAUUAUUCAAUUCAGAAAGUCAAAUUUUUAGGUCAGUCUCUAUAAGCACUUUGGUGCAUAUUUCAUUGGGUGGGUUAUUUUAUAUCUUCUAAUGCUCUGUGAAGUUUAACAAUUGCAAUAUUCUCUACUGAAUUAUCCUAGCCAAUAUCAUUCAACAUGUAAGUUUUUUUUAACUGUGAGCUACCUUGUAUGCUUGUAAUACAGGCACAGCUGGUAGCUCUGUUGAAAUAGGUUAUCAUGCUUUACAGCAUGCUAACUAUGAACCAUUGGCACUAAAACAACUGGUCUGCAGAAAUUAGAUAAAGGUAUUAAGAGAAACAACACAACAGACUGCUAUUCUGUAAAAAAAAAUUAUUUUUGCACCUUUUAUUUUUGGAUGCAACUGUUUUUAAUUUUAUGUUUUAACCGUUAAUUGUGUGUUUUAGUCUGUACCAUUCAUGUUAGUCCUGAAGUUAAUUAAAAUAAUAUUAUUAUUA
Molecule: messenger RNA, 1615 nt
Organism: Xenopus laevis (African clawed frog)
Lineage: Eukaryota; Metazoa; Chordata; Amphibia; Anura; Pipidae
Gene: cdk2.S
Product: cyclin-dependent kinase 2 S homeolog
Exons: 6
Coding region: 124-846 (240 amino acids)
Biological process (GO): signal transduction; regulation of gene expression; G1/S transition of mitotic cell cycle
Cellular component (GO): cyclin-dependent protein kinase holoenzyme complex; nucleus; cytoplasm
Molecular function (GO): protein serine kinase activity; cyclin binding; protein serine/threonine kinase activity
Source: RefSeq, a predicted model, not a curated record